CUCCCGUCCACAGUCCGAGAGGAGCCCCUCGACGUUUUCGGAUCGUACCCGUAAUAAUUAUCGACAAAGAGGCGGCCCCCCCGGAGGAUUCGGUUUUCUAGGCCCCCAACAGAACACCCCUUUUUCCGCCGCAACGCAAACCUCGCUUCAGCUGCAUCUGCAUCCAGUGCAUUCAGCGCACGCCUUGCCCCCAAUUUGCUGGGGCUUGUCGUCGACGCGCUCUUCAUUUCUUUCUUUCGAUUCGAUCAUUUGCAGCGCAACAACAGGCGAACGCACACUUUGAUCAUGAGCACCGCGAUUGCAAUGGCUGUUUCGCCUGCUCCUCACGACAGGCCGUCGUCUUACGGCUCUGACCUCCCUCCCCCGACUUCGACUUCGCCCAGCGCUCAGAGGACAGGAGCCGCCCCUCCACCUCCUCCACCAGCAUCUGCAGCCGCCGCGAACAACGCAUCUGCACCACCAACGCGAUCCAGCAGCGGCAGCCCUAAGGGUUCGACUGCUAGUGCUGCUGCUGGUGCUGCCACUCCUGGUGCAGCUACCACGCAGAGAUCCUCUCCGCCCAGCGCGUCUCGAAAUGCCAGCGGACCCAAAAUUGUCGUUAAGAAGGAGCCCAGCUCGCCCGGCUUGCAAGCCGCCAGGCACCGGCCUAGGAAGCUGGACCUCUCCAAGAACACCAGCAUCGUGUCUCCCGCCACGGGUCGGCCCAUGACCGCACGAGAUGGCCUGGCGAUUCAAGAAGUCGGCCUCGCCUGUCUCUCGCCCGGUUUCGUACCCAAAGAUGCGGCCGAGCAAGAACAGCUAAACCGCAGCAUGACCGUCAGGGAGCAUCAAAGACAGAUCAUCGAGGCAAGACUCCAACAACAAUCGGCGAAGAUGGGGGACAACUCCGAUAAGGACAAGGAGUCGAGUCAUUUUGCCGCGAAGACGCCAGGCCUCGCCCGCAAGCGCGGCCCGCCUCCGGGCCUAAGCAUCGUUGCUCCAUCGCACGAACAGUUCGCCAAUGAGAGGGUCAUCCAGUCGGCGCCUCUGGGCCAGACGUUCACGGGGAGACACAAUCCACACCCGCUGACGCGGCACGUCACCAACCAGCCCUCCAACCUCGCCAGCAUGUCGCACAUCCACCACGUACCUGCCAAUCAGACCAACAACCGCCUCCCACCAAUUGCCGACGUUUUCGGCCAGAAUCUCUCGGGCCACCCCGAGUCUAGCGGCCACGCGCUCUUCGCCGGUCAGAACCGUGCGCCACUACCUUCCCCACACCAUCCCCCGGCCCAGCCGCAGCCCGCUCGCACGCGCGAGUACAAGUCGGCAGAAGAAGCGCAGGUCGAGCUGGCCGGCGGCCGGCCUGAGCUCCUACCAAAGUUAGUACGCUACGGCGGCCACCAGCCCCCGACGCCGCCGUCCCCCCCGAACACUCAGGCAUCCCGGGACUACCCGCACAGCCAGCACAAUGUCAAUACUGCCCACAAUGCACCAUCCAAUCAUCACCAUCAUAACCACCAGAGCCAUCACAGACUCUCCCCAAAUCUUGCUGACCCCUCCCUCCCCACAACCAGUAGCCGAACCCUAAGCAACAACCACCAAGCCCCGCCUCCCGGGUCUGGCCCAAGCGGCAGUGGCACAAACCCCAUGAAGCGCAGACGUGCCGAGUAUGAAGAGGGCGGCAGCCCGCCGCUUGGUAACGGCGGACGCCCGGCCCCGGCCGCUCCACAUCCGCCGCAGCCGCAGCAACAGCAGCAGCAGUCCAUGCCGCUUCCGUUUGGUGCCGCGUCAGCCCCGAGGAGGGCCUUCUUUGGCGAGGGACGGGACAGCCCCGAGACUCUCGAGGCGAAGAAGGAGGAGUUUUUGAGCUUAUGUGCGAGGGCCUGGGAUCUGCUUCAUUCUUGAUCUUGAAGCGUAUCUGGCUCCUUCUUUCCGACUUCUUAAUCCGGAAAGUGAAUCUUGGGGAGUUAUUUUCUUCUGGAGGGUUUCGGCUUGUACGGGUCGGUGACAAGGAGGCAAGUGCCUAUAUAUCAUGGCCGUGUGAGUGAAUACCCCCAACAGGUGUAUUCAAACGUUCCCAUUUUUUUUCCUAUUUAUCCUUUUAUCUAUUCCCUUGAUAUGUCAAAGUUCAGAUAGGAAGGAAAGGGGAAAAGGAGGGGUUGGCUUGGUCGGUUUGGUCGGUUGAUAUCGGAAAGGUUCUGGCGGCGUAAAGGAAACUAAUAGGCGCGGGAAAUCUCGCGUCUACCUGUGCUUCAGUACCUAGGGGUGGCUUCGUUCAUUGUUUACAUUGAUAUCCGUUCUCCGCCUGCCCUAACUUCCCGCUUGCGUCUUUUUUUUGCGGAUCCUCGACAUACUUUCCGGUUGCGAUUUUGGAUAUGGAUUGGGCGAGAGCUUUGACAAUUGGGGGAUCCUCUUCUUUUAAUACCCCACUGGGAGGGCAUGUAAACCGGGAAGCAUACGAGACCGAAGAUGUCGUUUCAUCCGCAAUCAUUCACGUUGAUAUUCUCCGGGAAGCUUCAUGGUAGAAGUCUUGCAAACGACGGAAGUUGGGAGAGGGGGUUGGCAGGCGGAAACCGAGUAUGGCUGUCGGCACUGUGCUAGUUAGGGGACAGAGUUUACCGGUCGAGCUUGACGAGGCAUAGGAGAAGAGAAAGGCUUCGGGCAGUUGGGAUAGGCCGACACUGGACUGCGUCGGCCUGUUCCCGGCGUUGUAUGAGUGUGUUUGAAGAGCCAGCCUUCUGUGAGAUUUUUGAAACUAAAUCAGUUAUAGGUGAGGAGCGAGGAGAGGACGAUGACGACGGCGAGCAGAAAAGGAACCUGGUUCGAUUCUAAUCUGUAUGUCUUUAUAUAUAUACCACCACUUUCCCGCGAGGUAUUACAAGCUUCUCGCAGCAGUAUAUAAGGUCCGCUACUCAACC
Molecule: messenger RNA, 2900 nt
Organism: Thermothelomyces thermophilus ATCC 42464
Lineage: Eukaryota; Fungi; Ascomycota; Sordariomycetes; Sordariales; Chaetomiaceae
Exons: 2
Coding region: 286-1887 (533 amino acids)
Source: RefSeq, a predicted model, not a curated record